CCACCUAAUUUUUUUGAACACCUUUGCCUGGCGGGGGCUGACUUUUUAUUUGGUCCUUUGAAGUGCGAAAUUGUCUAAAUUACAGGAGUCGACCACCACACCCAAACCGCAAGAUCUAGUCGAUUGGUCUCUAGUUGUCUUCGUCGACGAAAAAAAAAAAAAAUCCUGCCUAUUUACCUAAUCCCUACUUUGACAAAGUCGGAAACGUUUAUCCUCCAGGUUGGCGCAUACCUGAAGCCUGCCGUCCCUGCCUGCCCACGUACCACCAGCUUCCCGCAGCGACCCGCGGCUCUGACAUGGGGAACGGCACACCAUCAGCGCUCCUCUCACUUUUCAGUGUCAUGCUGGUCUGGCCUCACAUUUCCACCAAGAGUGUCUCGUCCAAACUGCAAACCGUAGCCAGCACCUCUCUAUCUGCAGAGCAGGAGGUGGAGCGCCCUCGUGUGGGAAGACUGAUGACACAGCGCUGCGACGCCGCCUUAGAUAACUUCUGCCUCAACAAUGGACAGUGCAUGCUGCUGGUAGACACCAAUGAGCAUCACUGCAAGUGUGAAAGUGGUUACUAUGGUCCCAGGUGUGCCCACAUGCAGCUGGUCUUCCAGCCAAUGGGAGAGGAGCAGCUGAUUCUCACCAUCGUCUGUGUGAGUCUGCUGAUUAUAGGGUUGGCCGGAGCCCUCUACUUCUGCUGCAAAUGGUAUAAGAGGAACAGAUUUCCACGUCAGCAGAAGCGAACGGGGUACCGGGGAGUGCAGAGUGCAUAGUGUGUGUGAGUCACACACCGCCAUCUCAGCUCCUGCGAAGAGGGUGAACCAGCAUUUCCCCGUUUUUCCCGCAUCAAAUUCUCAGAAUAUGACUUCACGCGAUGAGUAGAUGGCUUAUCUAAGGACCAUAUCAGUGUUUUGCAUGUUCGUUCUAGCCCAUUUAUUACACGGCUCGCAUGCCUUACAUUUCUGCCAAACAUUUUGCAAAGAAUAUCAUAGUUAUUUAGAUGUUUAAAUGUUUU
Messenger RNA from Myripristis murdjan (pinecone soldierfish), 1003 nucleotides. Its product is annotated as proepiregulin-like. Gene Ontology annotation, molecular function: growth factor activity; epidermal growth factor receptor binding. Lineage: Eukaryota; Metazoa; Chordata; Actinopteri; Holocentriformes; Holocentridae. The transcript has 5 exons. Bases 297 to 761 code for a protein of 154 amino acids. Gene Ontology annotation, biological process: positive regulation of cell population proliferation; positive regulation of mitotic nuclear division; epidermal growth factor receptor signaling pathway. The record is from RefSeq and is a predicted model, not a curated record.